Messenger RNA from Cyphomyrmex costatus, 2195 nucleotides. RefSeq lists its product as uncharacterized. The record is from RefSeq and is a predicted model, not a curated record. NCBI's taxonomy places the organism in Eukaryota, Metazoa, Arthropoda, Insecta, Hymenoptera, Formicidae. The transcript is spliced from 12 exons. Gene Ontology annotation, molecular function: calcium ion binding. Bases 1 to 2187 code for a protein of 728 amino acids.
AUGCCACAGGAACAGAAGGUUCUAAACUUGCACGAUGUCUGGCGUACUUGUAAUAAGAUACGAGCCACCGUGUUUCGCAUCGGACUUGAUCUUUGGGAGUAUUACAAGCCUUUGGAUCCUAACAAACGUUGUUUGAUAUCAGAGUCCAAAUUUAUCUCCGUUUUGACUGGACCGUUAAAAGGGGUGAUUGGCUUAUCGGAUAGAGAAAUAUGCGAUUUGGCGGAUUAUUUUCGAAUUCAGGACGGUCGAAUUCUUUAUUCACAGUUCUGUGAAGUUAUUCACGAUAGUGUUCCUGAUUUCGGAAAAAACAAGACUUUGGUGACCGGUUUAGAAUGGGAGGAUCCGCUGCAUAUAAAUGUUCUGAGCGGUACGGAAACGCGAAAAUUAAAUUUGGUUAUCACUCAGAUCGCCAUAUUGGUGAGCAAAAGAAAAAUUGAUCUUUGGCCAUAUUUUCAAGAUUACGAGCUGAUUGCGAAGAACGUCGGCACAGUCACUCUCGCCCAUUUUGGUCGAAUUUUAAAAUUUCUGGGCAUCGUCCUUGGCGCCGAGGAGUUUCGCCUACUCGUAAAGAGAUUUGCCAAAAAUGCUUAUACUGUAAAUUAUGUAGCGUUUAUGAAGUCUGUUGAUGAAGUUCAACGUUAUUUAGAGGAAUAUGGAAUGGUGGAUCUCAGCGGGGAGUUGCUCGAUCAAUUUCCCGGUCGAAUAAUUACGGCCGAGCUGCCGAAACUCCCACGACCGGAAAUUGGUAAGAUCAUACCUAGUCAAGUCUUCGAUAAGCAAACGGUGUUCCAUCCGGUGAUGGAACAGACGAGGGAGGCGAUGCCUGCGCUAGAAGUCAUAAAACGCAUCCAGAGGCAUAUUCUCGAGCGUCGCAUACGAAUCCAUGAGUUCUUCAAGGGUUUCGAAUAUUUGAAUGUCGGUCGAGUGACCAUCUCAGAAUUUCGGAGAUCGCUGGACGCGCUUCAGAUUUCGUCUUUGGGCCAUCUGUGGCUGAUUGAACCAGAAAUUGAUGCCUUAAUCGAGCUUUACAAGGAUCCAGAUGAUCCCGAUCGCAUAUGUUGGCGCAUAUUCCAGGAUGAUAUAGAUGAGGUUUUCACCGUGAAAGGACUUGAUAAAUUGCCAAAUCUAAAAGUGGAAUCACCACCUCAAGAAAUAGUUGAAUUACCUCGAAAGGGUACGUCGAAUUGGCAAUGCCAGCCGAAAAAUAUAAGAGAUUUUUGUGAAGAUAUUUUGCAGAGAGUAAAGCAGCGAGUCGAAGAAAGGAGAAUUCUCUUGAAGCAAUUUUUCAAGGAUUACGACAAGCACAAUUGCGGUCACGUAACGCGAACACAAUUCAGACAAGUCCUUACCACAGUGACGAUACUCUUGUCUCCGGAGGAAGUGUUUGCUCUGGAAAAAAGAUACAACGACGAUAUGGGUUUUAACUACACUCGAUUUCUACAGGAAAUAGAACUUCAGCCAAUCGUGGAGCCUUUAUAUUAUAGCAUGUUGGAGGACAAGAAGAGACUUAACGCUGAAAGACCACCAUUUGAACCUCACGAGGAUGAGACCAACGUUGUAUUGAUUUUGGCUAAAAUUAAAGCUAAAGUUGUGCGCGAAAGAAUUAAAGUUCUUGAAUUCAUGCGUCAAUUUGAUAGGCACAACCAGUUUGUCAUUUCAAAGAUCGAUUUUAUUAGAGGUCUAGAUCAGCUUCGUUGCGGUUUGACAAUUGCGGAAAUAGACACGAUUACAAAACUUUUUCAGGCGCCUCUAAAAUCUGAUUUUGUUGAGUACACCAAAUUCGCGGCAAUUGUGGAAGAAGCCGUAGCGACCGGGUGUUUGGAAAAAGUUCCUCUUGUGGUUCCCCUACAACAUGUGCCUUCCGAGGCGAGUAGCAGAACGUUCCUGAAUUUUGACGAGCGACAGAAGGUAUCCAUCGCGAUGGAUAAACUGUGCCGAGUGCAGAGUCCAAAUCUGGAGGAGAUUUUCAAAGAUUAUGAUAAAGAGAAUACCGGCACGGUUUCCAAAGGACGCUUAGUCAGAACAUUGUCUGUUAGACGAAUGCUAGAGCUCAUCAAUAACAACGAGUUGGAUGCUGUACACAAAUGUUUCUCCAUUGAGAAAAACGGCCGCUUGGAAUUCAAUUAUCGAGCCUUCUUAUGCGCUUUGCAUCUGUUACAAGAAAACAAAAAGAGUUUGUGCUUAUAAAAAGCGAG